Molecule: messenger RNA, 888 nt
Organism: Saxophila tyrrhenica
Lineage: Eukaryota; Fungi; Ascomycota; Dothideomycetes; Mycosphaerellales; Extremaceae
Exons: 5
Coding region: 1-888 (295 amino acids)
Source: RefSeq, a predicted model, not a curated record
AUGUCGUCAGCCAUUCAGAAACAGAUCGAUGAGGGAGCAGUCCCGAACCAUGUAUCCAACGUGUGUCCAAAGGGCACGAAGAUGUGGGUCCUCGAAGUGGGCUGGCUAGAAGCUGAUGAAGGCUUCGUCGUCCGCGGCGGCAACACCUCUCUCAAAAGCACCGAAGACAAACCCUUCGUUAAUAAACGCCGCAAACUUCCCAUGUAUUGCAUCCUCAUCGAGCACCCCGUCGAAGGCCUCAUACUCUGGGAGACCGGCUGCGGCAAGGACUACCCUACCGUCUGGGGCCCACAGGUCUCGGACAUCUUCGCUCGUGUGCAAUAUGAGCCGAAGCACGAAUUGGAUGCCCAGAUCGAGGCGACGGGACAUAAGGUCGAGGAUGUGAAGAAGAUCAUUAUUGGCCAUUUGCAUCUGGAUCAUGCCGGUGGGCUGGACUUGUUUUUGGAUAGGAAGGACGUGGAAAUUUGGGUGCAUGAUCUCGAGCUGAGGUCUGCCUUUUGGUCUGUGGCUACGGGCGCCGAUGUUGGCGUGUACCUGAAACACUAUCUUAAGCUGGAUCUCAACUGGAAGACCUUCGAUGAGCGGACUUUCGACUUCUGUCAAGGCAUAACACUACAUCACCUGCCAGGACACACAGACGGCUUGAUCGGGAUGCAAAUCAACCUCCAGGAUAGCGGCACAUAUCUGUUCAUCAGUGAUCACUGCCACGUGAUCGAGAACUGGCGUGACGGCAUCCCGCAAGGCUGGCUAGCCAGAGAUCACCCUGCCUGGUUCCGCUCGACGCAGAGGCUCAAGCAGCUCGUGCGGACCACAAGAGGUCAGGUCAUCCCAGGACACGACGAGGAGACGUUCUUGAAGAUCAAGAACGAGAAGGAAUUGUACACAUAG